Elgaria multicarinata webbii is the source of this 976-nucleotide messenger RNA. RefSeq names its product chemerin-like receptor 1. Bases 4 to 966 code for a protein of 320 amino acids. Gene Ontology annotation, molecular function: N-formyl peptide receptor activity; complement receptor activity. Gene Ontology annotation, cellular component: plasma membrane. Gene Ontology annotation, biological process: inflammatory response; positive regulation of cytosolic calcium ion concentration; phospholipase C-activating G protein-coupled receptor signaling pathway. NCBI's taxonomy places the organism in Eukaryota, Metazoa, Chordata, Lepidosauria, Squamata, Anguidae. The record is from RefSeq and is a predicted model, not a curated record. The transcript has a single exon.
UUGAUGAAAAGGAUGAGCGUUGUCUCAAUGGUAAUCUACAGCCUGGCCUUCGUGUUGGGGGUCAGCGGUAACGGGCUGGUCAUUUUCAUCACUGGUUUCCGUAUGAAGAAGACGGUGAACACUGUCUGGUUCCUCAACUUGGCCAUUGCUGAUUUUACCUUCACCCUCUUCCUACCCCUGAGCAUCGCCCACGUAGCCCUGGAAUUUCAUUGGCCAUUUGGCCUGGUAAUGUGCAAGAUUAAUAGCACCUUAGCAUUCCUCAACCUUUAUGCCAGCGUUUACCUCCUUAUGGUCAUCAGUGUAGACCGCUGCAUUUCUGUGAGGCACCCUGUGUGGGCUCAGAAUCACCGCACACCCCAUCGGGCUUCCGUGGUGGCCUUGGGGGUUUGGAUUCUGGCUUUGGUGUUGUGUUCUCCAAAUGUCUAUUUCAGGGAUACACUAAACCACCCAGAAGAUGAGACUCUGACCAUCUGCUAUAACAAUUUCGGCAACAGUACAGAGGUAACGAAUUCCUGGCAUCGUGGUCUGGUCAUCAGCCGAUUCAUCUUUGGCUUUGUCAUUCCCUUCAGCGUCAUCGUCGCUUGCUACGGAGCAAUUGUUCUGAGGCUGAGGAGGAACCGGUUGGCCCCAUCAAGCAAGCCUUUCAAGGUCAUUACAGCAGUGAUUGUGGCCUUUUUUGUCUGUUGGUUCCCCCUUCAUGUUUUCUCCUUUCUUGAGUUAGAGGGCGGAGAGCGAGAAGAGCUGCAUUUGGUAUUGGCUAUUGGUCUUCCCUUGACGUCUAGCCUGGCCUUCAUCAACAGCUGCCUCAACCCCAUCCUGUAUGUCUUCAUGGGGCAUGAUUUCAAGGAGAAGCUGAGACGCUCCCUCUUCUCUGUCUUUGAGGAUGCCUUUGCUGAGGAGAGCAGCCAGUGCACAGCAAGCACCAAGACCAAGUCUUCAAUGGAGUUGGAGUCCCAGGACAGAUAAAUCCUGCUGA